Podarcis muralis (Common wall lizard) is the source of this 5937-nucleotide messenger RNA. RefSeq names its product microtubule associated protein 1S (gene MAP1S). Gene Ontology annotation, cellular component: microtubule associated complex; microtubule; dendrite. The record is from RefSeq and is a predicted model, not a curated record. Gene Ontology annotation, biological process: axonogenesis; dendrite development; regulation of microtubule depolymerization. Gene Ontology annotation, molecular function: microtubule binding; actin binding. NCBI's taxonomy places the organism in Eukaryota, Metazoa, Chordata, Lepidosauria, Squamata, Lacertidae.
GGGCGGGGCCAGCGGGCGCCUCACAAGAUGGCGGCGGGAGCAGCGGCCGUUGGAGGAGCAAGAGGGGGAGGGGGAGCCCCCCUGGCGGCCCCCGCCGAGCCCCGCUUCUCCCUCGUGGUCGUCUUCGGCGCCGGCGGCGGACGAGGCGGGCUCCGCGCGGCGGUCCUGAGGGCCGUGCGAGACGGGAUCCGUUCUUGGGACAUCGACUUGACUGCCUGCAACCUUGACCAGCAGCUGAAGCUCUUUGUCUCCCGCCACUCAGCCACCUUCUCCGAUAUUGUGAAAGGUCAGCGGGCUCUGCACCAUCGCGGAGAACUCCUGGAGACGCUGGUGCUGCUGAACCCUUCCGACAAGUCCAUCUGCAAUGAGCUCUGCAACCUGGUCACGGACCCUUCGCGCCACAAGCUGCUGAUCUUUGCUGGGCCCUGCAUCGAGGAGACGGGGGAGCUGGUCCUGCAGACGGGCACGUUCUCCUUGCGAGACUUCAUCCAGAUCUUCGCCGACAAAGAGGUUGGGGAGUUGCUCAGCUCUGCAGACCCAUCUGCCAGGACCAGCCUGACGGUCAUUUGCCCGGACUUUGGGGAAUGGAAAGCUUCCCGGCUGGGUCAGCACAACCUGUUGGACUUCAUUGACCUCCGCUUCAACCCAGGCCCCGUGCUGCCCGAGAUGGAGGGCCUGCAGGAGUUCCUGGAGUAUCUCUCGGAGUCGCUGGACCCCCCGUCGCCCUUUGACCUCCUGGAGCCACCCAGCACCGUCGGCUUCCUGAAGCUGUCCCGCCCAUGCUGCUAUAUCUUCCCUGGCGGCAGGGGCGACUCGGCCUUCUUUGCCGUCAACGGCUUCAACAUCCUGGUCAAUGGCGGCUCCAACCCCCGCUCGUCCUUCUGGAAGCUGGUGUGCCACCUCGACCGUAUCGACUCCAUCUUGGUGACGCAUGUGGGUACUGACAGCCUACCCGGCGUCAACAGCUUGCUGCAGAGGAAGCUGGCCGAGAUGGAAGAGGAUCCCUCCUCGCAGGGUUCGCCAAAUGAGGACUCCGUGAAGAACCUCAUCUCCCCAGAGCUGGGCGUUGUCUUCCUCAACGCCUCUGAGAAGCUGAAGACCAUUGCGGGUGACUCAGGCGUCCUGAAGAGCUGCGACGAGGCCAGCUUGGCGCUCCACUACCUGGACAAGCUGGGCAUCCAGCCCAGCCCACUCUGCAGGGACGGCGGCCCCAAGGUGGAGCCCACUGUCCUCUUCCAGAAGAUGGGUGUCGGGCGCUUAGAUAUGUACAUCCUGAACCCGGUGAAAGGCAGCAAGGAGCUGGAGGUCCUGAUGCAGCACUGGUGCGGCAAUGGCUGCCCCCAGGGGCUGGAGCUGCCCCUGCACUGCGUGACCUCCAUCUGCGCCCUCCUGGUCUGGCACCCCGUCAGCCCCACAGAGAAGAUCGUCCGGGUCUUGUUCCCCGGCUGCACGCCCCAGAGCAAGAUCCUGGAGGGGCUGGAGAAGGUCCGGCACUUGGAGUUCCUCAAACAUCCGGUGGUCACCCAGAAGGACCUGGAGUCAGGGUCCUCCUCGGGCAGCACCCCACAAAGCCAGCAGAAGAGGACCACCAGCCAGGAGAGCCUCAAGUCUGGCUCCAGGCUGAGCCUCCCAGAGCCCAAGGAAAGAAGGGAGGCAAAGGCGGCAGGCACCAGAGAGCGCCCCAUGGCGCCCAGCGAGACCUCAAAGGGCAGCCUGGAGGAGGAGCAGGUCAAGGAGACUCGUACCAAGGUGGAGCCGUCUUCUUCUGUGAGGCCCAAGCAGCUGAAGGAGAAGCCAGUGGCCAAGAAGGACACAAAAAAACUCUUGCCAAAGAAUGACGCUGCCCCCCCAGGAAAGGUGCCCAAACGGGAGGCGAAGGUGGAUCCCCCCAGGAGGGAGACGGCGGCCAAGAAGGAGGAGAAGGCAGCAGUGAGGCAGCCGAGUCGGGAGCUGAGGAGGUCAGCCAGCGCGGAAGCCAAGAGGCCCCCCACCAAGAUGGGCAGCUUCAAGAAGACCCUCCCCAGCCUCAAGAAGCAGGCAGAGAAGCCGAAAGCCCAGCCUUUGAAAGAGGCUCCUCUCAAGAUGCCCAGCAGCGCCAAGGGGGCAGCAGGUGGCCUCUCGGAUGGGUCCAAGUCGUCAACGGAGAAUGGGGCGAGGGAGGACUCUCGGCCAGAGGUCCUGGGGGCUGAGUCGACAGACGAGGGCAUCACUACAGCGGAGAGCGAGCUGGAGCCAUCGCCGCUGGAGUGUCCCGGGAAUGGGGUGCUGGCGGCCCAGAACGGCCUGUGUACGGGGGGAGACCCUGAGAGCCCCCAGCCCUUCCGGCACCUGGAGGCCAGCUCUCCGCUGAGGGGUGCAGGCCCCCCAUCGCCACUGGCUAAGACCCCCAAGAGUGAGCGGAGCGUCAACUUUGAGCAGACCCCCACGGGCACGCAGGCAGGGCUCCACCCCGAGGGCGAGGAGGCUUGCGGCAGCUCCGAAGAGAAGACCCUGGAAAUGAUGUCUCCAGCCAGCUCAGGCCCGGCCAGCGCCAGGCACACUCCUUUCCACCAGUCCCCCGUCGAGGACGUCGUCAUGGCCGAGGAGCCGGCGGCCCUGACCAACUCCUGGCGCCCGGAAGGCUCUGCCACCGGGCUCCGUGUUUCGCGGGACAACUCCAGCUCCUCGCAGGAGAAGCCGUCAGGAUGCCUGUCACCCGGCCUCUUCCGCGAUGACCUCCCGGACGUCUCGCCCACCAUCACCACGCCCUCACUGCCAGCCGAAGUGGGCUCGCCGCACUCCACCGAGGUGGAUGAGUCCCUCUCCAUGUCCUUCGAGCAGGUCUUGCCACCAGUCAGCGAGUUCCAGGAGGAAGCAGAGAAUGCCCGCCCGGGGGGACUCACCCCAGAGCCGGACGUGGGCAAAGGUGGCCUAUCCUUGCCCGUCCGGCCCUGCCACCCGCAUCACGCCCAGCGCUUGGACGGCCACUCCCUGGCACGGCGCGCCCGCCGCUCUGACUCACCCCAUGAUGUGGACCUCUGCCUGGUGUCCCCGUGCGAGUUUGAGCACCCCAAGUCGGAGCGCUCGCCCUCAGCCAACUUUAGCCCCCGGGACAUGUCGAACAGCAGUGACUUCUCCCAGGAGCUGACCAAGCCGCUGGUGGGCCAGCGAAAGGGCCCGCGGAGCCGCAAGCCCUACCCCCUGGCUGAUGAAACCCCACCCACGUCACUCAGCGAGUCGCUGCCCACCCUCUCGGACUCUGACAUCCCGCCCGCCACGGAAGAGUGCCCUUCCAUCACGGCGGAUGGUGGGCUGGACUCGGACGAUGACCCUGAGAACCUGGUGCGGGCUCGCGACCCUCUUCCGGCUGCCCUGAAGGACCCCCUCCCGCUCCCCGCUCAGCCGGGCAUCUGCAUGGUAGACCCUGACCGAGAAGGGGCGGCCAAGGGCAAGAGGCCGGCGACCCGGGUAGGCUCCGCUCCGCCCAAAGCAGACUCAGCCCCCAGAGGCGCAGCCCACAACAACAGCCGCAUCAAGCCUUCCUCGGCCAGCGUUGGGGAGAGAGCCCGGGCGCCCACUCUGAGCCGAAGUGAGUCGGCUGCCUCCCGUGCCAGUGGGGACCACCGGGCAUCCCUUGGACAGCGGCCAGCAAGCAGCAGGCUGUCCUUGGGGGCAGGCAGAGCAUGCCCUGCAGGUGCCAGGCCCAGUUCCGUGCGGCCCCCCGUCUACCUGGAGCUGGCCUACAUCCCGGGCUCGGCGAGUGCCCAGUGGGUGGACGAGGACUUCUUCCGCCAUGUCCGGUCGCAGUGCUACGUCAUCAGCGGCGAGGACCACAUCAAGGAGGGCGUCAUGCGGAGGAUCUUGGACGCCCUCCUGGCCGGGAAGCAGCACUGGGCGCAUGACACCCAGGUGACCCUGAUCCCCACCUUUGACUCCCUGGUGAUGCAUGAGUGGUACGCAGAGACGCUGGAGCGGCAGCAGGCGCUGGGCGUCACCGUCCUGGGCAGCAACAGCAUGGUGGCCAUGCAGGAUGAGACCUUCCCAGCCUGCAAAGUGGAGUUCUGAAGCCUCCCUCUCCCCCUUGGGGCACGUCUGUGGGGGGAAUGGGAGACGAGAGGGACCUCUGUGGGUACUGGGGGGGCAGGGGUAGAGACCCCCCACCCCACACUAAGACACUUCCAAAGCCCCCCCAGCAAACCUUACCCACACUGUUCUGUGUCUGGUCUGUUUGCAUGUUUCGCCCCUUCACACACACCCUGAGCUUCUAACCCUGGUCAAGCGCAGAGAUUUAGGAUUUGGGGAGCUGUGGUGUUUGGCCAGCAGCCCCACCCCAAAAGGCCUUUGGCCAGGCAUUCCUGGCCUGGGGUGGAGGGUGGGGUCUGCUCUGACAAGGGGCAGAGUGCAGGGGCCCCUCCUCAAAAAUCCGCCUGGAGGGUGGUCAGUUUACCUACAGGACCCUUUUUUAAAAAGAAAAACUUUUUUUUUAAAAGAGUGAAACCGGGUCUUUGGGGGCGGUGUGUGUGUCUGCUUAUUUUAAGAGGCAGCUCCGAUUUCCCAGUUUGGGGUCCUGGCAGGGAGCUGUUUAUUUCCACUCGGGGGUGUGUGCUUGGCUUUCUGAGGUCGCUCCCUGCAACAGCGCCCCCCUUCCCUUAAAAAUAUCCCAUCUCCUCCUUGGGGCCGACUCUCCAUCCUACCCUUUUAAAAUCUGGUUGGGCCCAUAGCCGAUGCUUCCUCUUGGGGGGUCCGGAGCCAAAAUUCCCCCUGGAAUUGAUCUCUCUCUCUCUCUCUUGGAGAUCACCUUCCCCCUACCCCUCUCAAAACAACUCCCCCCUCCCCAAUUUCUUCUACCUCUUUAUGUUGAACGCCAGCAGUGUGUUGUGUUGCGUUUCAUCCCGAGGCCUGUCUUGUUCAUCUCGGGAUGCGUUAAUCCACAAAGACUACUCUGUAAAAUCCAGCCAAAGCACACCCCUUUCCAAAAAACCUUCUCCCCCCACUAAAAAUACCACCUCCCUUUUUCUCACUCCCUUAAUGUUUGAAGGAGCACCAGGGUGGGGUGGCAGAAUGUGCCCCCUCUCCCCUUGCAAAAUGUGACACUAAACUUAUGUUUCUUUUUUUUUUAAGGAAGGAAAAGGUGCGGGUUUUCCACCCCCCUUUAAAUGUGCAUUUUUUUCUAUAAAAAAGACAAAAAAGCAAACAAAAAACAACCAUAUACAAAACUGUUAAUGUAUUGAAAGUUUUUUUGUCCUCUUCCCCCCCCCCCAUAAUUUAUAGGAUCACUUUUACACCUUCCUGGCUGGGCACCGCAGCAGGCGGGAGUCAAGGGGUGCAGCGUAGAAGAAGGAAACCCCCUUUUCCCCUCCCGUCCUCCUGCCCCCCAACCAGGACAGGCACUGUGUUCGAGUCCUGUGUGGUGUGUGUUUAGGACGGUCUUCACCAACCCUGGUGCCCCUGGUGGGGGGAUAUUUUGGGGCACUGAUGGGAGUUUUAUAGGGUCCCCCAAGACCCACGGUUGGGGGCCACGGUUGGUUUAGAUGAAACGUGUUUUUUGUGGGGAGCGGGGUAAGUUGAGAAUGUUUUUCACCACCUUUAGUGCUUUAUACAUACAUAUAUAUCUAUAUAAGUAUAUAUAGAUAUCUCUGUUCUGCUUAGUUGGAAGCCCAUUGGGAAGAGCAGAAAGGUCAAGGGACGGAAGAGGCAGCCAGCACGCGACCGGCCCCCCAACUCUUAGGAGGGCACCACUCUUGGGGGGGGGCUGAGCCCUUUUCUAUGCUCUUCACUCUCUCUCACCCUCACCUUUGUAGCCGUUGACACACUCCAAAGCCAUGUGACCCGCUCACGAGUUGCCGUGUCCAUCCACACCCGGAAUUGCAGAAGUGAAGAAAACAAAACACUGUGUUGGAACCUCUUUAGAAAAAGCAAAACCCUGAGGGGUACAAGAGAUAAAAGGUGUUAGACUUC